AUGCAAUUCUCCUUCAUUGCCGCAACUCUUCUUGCCGUCCUUGCUCCGGCUUGGGCUUACGAGGUUGCCACAGACAAGUGCUGCCAGGCCCAGCUUGAAGCCUGCCACAAGCAGGGUGCCAACGCUUGCAUGUGGACCAACGCAGCCAUCUGCGUCGACAACCCGAACAACCGCGUCCCGGUUGACGAUACCUGCCUGAAGGCAUGCCCUGACGCCACUGUCGAGAACCCCAACGGUUUCCUUUACAAGUUCCAGAAGCACGGUGCCCCCGCCGGUGAUUGCGUCUGCGGCAACUUGAACCCCAACCUGAGCAAGUACUGCUACGGCGGUUAA
Messenger RNA from Colletotrichum chrysophilum, 333 nucleotides. RefSeq lists its product as uncharacterized. The record is from RefSeq and is a predicted model, not a curated record. Lineage: Eukaryota; Fungi; Ascomycota; Sordariomycetes; Glomerellales; Glomerellaceae. The transcript has 2 exons. Bases 1 to 333 code for a protein of 110 amino acids.